Messenger RNA from Diachasma alloeum, 2568 nucleotides. RefSeq lists its product as uncharacterized. The record is from RefSeq and is a predicted model, not a curated record. The transcript has 2 exons. NCBI's taxonomy places the organism in Eukaryota, Metazoa, Arthropoda, Insecta, Hymenoptera, Braconidae. Bases 1 to 2568 code for a protein of 855 amino acids.
AUGAAUCGAAGAAAAGUAUUGGAAGGCAGUCGUAGGCAAAAAGCCUUGGGGAAACGGUCGAGUGUAGCUGCACUCCAUCCAAACACGAACGGAAUUGCUCACCCAAAGAGUUCGGAGCCUCCACCCCUUGAGAAAGGCAUUCAACACGGCAACGCCGAGUCCUGCAAAAUAAACCCGGAAGCUCCAGAGAUACACCCGAAACCCUUAGCCCCAAAAACAAAAUUCACAUCGAACGAUAGAUCUUCAGAAUUCUCUCCCCGAUUGAAGAGUUUCCCAGCAGAAGAACUCAGGAGGUUUGAUGCUUCCCCCCGAGUCGAGACAACACUUGCGCCUUUCCAAAUGAUCGGAGACGGCGACAUUGCGCCUCAGCCGAAUAAACUAGUUCCUCAAUCUCGAUCGAUGCAAAAUCACUCCAGUCAUCCGGAAGUCUUCAACGUCGUCCCUCUCAAAAGAUCACCCGAGAGACAGCCCCAUCGUCCUUGUGUACCAAGGCCUGUGACCCAUGACGAACGACUGAUCACGGAACACCAGUCAGAAGGAAACUUCCUGAAGACGAAGGAGCCUGAUGAGAUGGAGAGCCAGCCGGUGGGCGGUAGAACCGCUGCCGUCUUCAGACAGCAAAUCUCUGGACCUCAUCAGAAUCUCCAAGCUGCAGCGAUCUCUGAAGAUCGACUCAAUCAUAAACAACAUCAACAACACCGCAAUCACGUGCAAUUCGCUGACGAUUCUCAAGAAAUUUCCCAUGAAAUGUAUCUGCACAAUUACCCACAGCAAUUCUUCCAGUACCCCCAACAGUUUCCCGGACUGGGGAUGACGUCUCCCCAGGAUGUGUCAAUGAAUCAGAGCAGAAUGUACCAGCAACACGUUUACCCCCAGCAGGGGGGAGGUCCCUGGUUGCAAUAUCCAGGAUAUCAGUUCUCCAAUCCAUCUCCUGCCCAUCAUCAACAACAAGUUCCACAACAGCCAGACCAAGGGGAAGCUCCUUCCUUACAGCAAUAUCCAAAUAAUAUUAAUUAUCCUCUAGCCCCCCAGCAUCAUCAUCAACGUCAUCAACAAACCGUACAGCCACCACAGCAACGCGAAUACCCUCGUCAACGAGACCCGGAGGAUAAAAACCCUCGUAAAGUCCUUGAAUUCACCCCAGAGAUGAUUCGAGACCAGGAAAAACUGGUGCAGAUACUGAGGCAACAGGGGUUUCCUGAUGAAAUUAUGAAACGUCAGUUCGAUGGGCUUUUGGCUGAGCAACAGAGGCAACUGAUGUUCCUUCAUCAGCUGGAGAACCCGGAUGACAAUCCAAGGGCCUCUAAGAAUACAGAGCAGCCCAGAAGGAGAAGGAUCACUAGAGUGGACGAGGAUGAGAAACCAGAGUGGAUGAUGCAUAUCACCCCUCCCUGGGUGUCUUACGCAAGUCUCGAGCAGAGGGAGACGAACGAACAGAAGAGAGAACAGGACCAGCAGAAUCCUCAAGAGCAGGAACAAAACAUGCAGCAACAGAUGCAGCAGCAGGAUCUUCAACAACAAAAUCUGCAGCAAUUGAUACAACAAUCAGUCAAUCCAGGUGUCUAUCAACAAUUGCAAGAACAGCGGAUGAUGAUUCCAAAUGCGCAUCUUCCUGCACAGUAUCAUCAUCAUCAUACGCAGCAAGUCCCAAAUCACCCUUCGUAUCAAUACUAUCAGAAUAGUCCAAAGCUCAGUCUCCAACAACAACAGACUUUUCAACCCCAAAACAAUCAAGAGCUCAUCUCUCAAGACCGAAAAGCGAGAGUGGAGCCUUCAAGCUUACUGAAACUGAAAAUAUACAAAGACGUUGUCAAGAGACAGAGACAGAAUAAUGGACUCCAGGACGCUGCAACUGUGAAAGAAGCUAUGGAGGCCUUGAGGAACCCAGUGACCAGGAAAAGGUUGGAGUAUCUAGCCAAUUUGGAGAAGAAGGAGAAGCAGAUAAAGCUGAAUGGAAUUCAGGAUCCCGAAGAGAGUCUUCUUCAAAAUUGGCCACAUCGACCUCCAGAUUACGUUCUUCAGCAGUUGAAGAGAGAAGCUAGGGCUAAUGGACUUGAGAACAAGAGGAAUCCUGAUAAUCCUCGUCCACCAGUUCCGAUUUUCGAGAGGAACGGGAGUGAAUCAAUGCCGGUGUAUCCGGGAAGAGUAGAGGGAGAUCAGCAGUUUUACUCGAUGCAUCCAUCUCUCGGAAACGAUGGGAUUCACCAGAAUUGUGCCUCCGCCCUUAGAAAUGUAGGAGACCCCUCGCAAGGAUACAAAAAUAAUUUCCAGGCUCAUGUUAAUAAUCAAGUUCAAGGGGGCACUUCUGGGAGUCAACAGUGCUUGAAUGUUGGGAGGUCGAGCUCGGUGCCGUUUGAUAUGUACUCGCAGCAGAGGCAGGAGUAUUUCCAGGAAACCCCGAAAAGUUGUUUGAGGGGGGGCCAAGGGGAUGGGAAUGGACACGGGCAGAUUCAGGGACAGUGUUAUGUCAGGAGGUUUUUUGAGGAGCCCAGGGUCAUUGGAGGAGUGAAGUACAUCGGGAGAAAACCAGAAUUCAUUCCAAAUUCAUGUUCUCCAGGACAAUAUUGA